Oppia nitens is the source of this 814-nucleotide messenger RNA. RefSeq names its product copper homeostasis protein cutC homolog. Gene Ontology annotation, molecular function: copper ion binding. Lineage: Eukaryota; Metazoa; Arthropoda; Arachnida; Sarcoptiformes; Oppiidae. The coding region runs from base 55 to 807 and encodes 250 amino acids. The record is from RefSeq and is a predicted model, not a curated record. The transcript has 4 exons.
UAUAAUAUUUCAUUCACUAAACAACUCAAUUGACAAAUAAGUCAAUGAUAUAAAAUGGGAUCAAAAAAAUUGGAGAUUUGUAUCGAUAGUAUAGAGUCUGGAGUGGCAGCUCAUGAAGGAGGCGCCCAUAGAAUUGAAUUAUGCAGUGCUCUGGAGGUCGGUGGUUUGACACCAACUGUUGGACUGUUGAAACAAAUCCAACACUUGUGUCCAUCGAUGACCAUCUAUGCUAUGAUCAGACCUAGAAGUGGAGAUUUCUGCUAUGAUUCAAAUGAAAUACAAAUUAUGCAAAAAGAUAUUCAAGUUCUUAAGUCUGAAGGAGUCAAUGGUUUUGUAUUUGGAGUUUUGAAAACAGAUGGAACCGUUGACUACAAGAACUGUCAAUUAUUGAUAGAAACGGCAUCACCACUGGACUGUACUUUUCAUAGGGCCUUUGAUGUGGUCAAUGAUGCGAAUAAAGCGCUCGAAGAAGUAAUAAAACUUGGAUUCACUCGUAUUUUGACCAGUGGUCAGUCAAAGACCGCAAUCGAUGGAUUGGACAACAUAUCAAAUCUGGUGGUUAGGGCUCAAAACAGGAUUAUUAUAAUGGCCGGUGCGGGCGUUACGGAGGAUAAUAUGCAAUUGAUUUUAAGUAAAACUAAUAUCAAUGAAAUACAUUCAUCGGCCAGUUGUGUCAAAAAGUCUCAAAUGUCUUUCCGCAACACCAAUGUCUCGAUGGGAAGUAAUGUUGAAAAUGAAUAUAAUAUUAAAGUGACUUCAACUCAAAGAGUCAACAAAAUGAUUGAUAUAUUAGUGAAAAAUUAUUGAUAUUUAU